This is a messenger RNA of Ostrea edulis (European flat oyster), 2177 nucleotides long. Its product is annotated as coiled-coil domain-containing protein 138-like. The record is from RefSeq and is a predicted model, not a curated record. Bases 104 to 1795 code for a protein of 563 amino acids. NCBI's taxonomy places the organism in Eukaryota, Metazoa, Mollusca, Bivalvia, Ostreida, Ostreidae. The transcript has 14 exons.
UAUUACUGGCACGAAAUUUGAAAAUGGCGACCAAAACAAAUAAUGAGCUGGACAUUUAAAAUGCAGUUUACUUUUCUCGGAGUAUUUUGUUGACCAAUAAGAGAUGAGCAAGUCAAGACCAAAGCCCCUUAAAGGAGAUUUAUCAGGAGAAAGCGAUUUGGACUCGACAAUCACACCUAUCAAUGCAGCCACAGACAACAGCCAGGGUCGCAUUAUAGAAUCAGACAGUCUGUCCGACUUUUACCUUCAUGAAAUCAGUGGAAAACAUCGCAGGAAGAAGCAACAUCAUCACAAAACAAAGGCAGCUCUUGAUUCAGACGAGGAAGAAUAUCACAACAUCAGCAAUGAAAACAUCAGAGAUAUUUACAAAGAACUACGAGUUAUCAGUGAAAAACUCAAGUUGGAGAACAAAAGCCUUCAUGAGCGAGAACAAAAACUUAAAGAAAGGGAACGAAUGGUAUCGAUUUCUUCCCAGAACAUACAGACCAUAGCACAACAUGAAAUCAAACAGAAACUGCAAGCUGUGGAGGAGAGAUACAAAGCAGACAUUUAUAGAUUGGAAACCUUGUUGAGGGAGAAAUGUAAAGAAAACAAAAGAUUAAAGGAUAACUUUGAAACCUUGAAGCAAGCAAAUGAUGCUCUAAAAAAAGAGUUUGAAUGCCUGCAAAGUCAGCACGAAAAGUUGGAAAAGCAAGCUGUCACUGUUCAGGCCAGAUUGACGAACUUGCAGAGGAAGCAGGAGUUUGAUCAGCGACAGAAGGAGUUGGAUGUGGCAGCAGUUGCUAUGGGAAAUGCUGUUCCUAAGCAACAGAAACCAAAAGAGGCAGAGGAAAAAACAAAGCAGAGAACCCAAAAGACAGCAGCCUGUUGUUUUGAUGUGACAGGGAUUUUACUGGACUGGGUCAGUGAUGCUCACCUGAGAUGUGCUGUAUCAGAUUUACCAGGAAAACCACUAGAGCGCUUCCUCUCGCCGGAAUAUCUUCAGGAGAAAAUCAUGAAGAUUUUGCCAUCAGCUGUAGAUAUGUUGAGGGAGUUUCCUGGCCAGAAUCUUAAGAUUUCUCUCCCCUGCAUUCAGUUUAUAUACUGGGCUUUGACUCAUGUAGAAAACUGUGCAGGACAACAGAAGAGUGGAUUGUCGUCCACUCUCAGGCGGUUAGGAGAGGAACUCUACAGAGCAAAGACUGUGAGGUUUUCGGAGCUUGAAAAGACUCCAUCAGAAUUUAACCCUCCCUCUCCCAUUAAAUUAGACAAAUCAAAAGAUGGCAUCUACUUCCGCAGUCAGAAUCUCCAUGUUCGACUUCUUUCAUCUUUUAUCAUACUGAAAACUCUUAGUCAAGUGGAUCUCCUGGCCCAUGUGUUUGAUGUUUUAAGGAAUGAUCUGAAAUCUGACAUUGCCAAAGAAUUGUUUCUGUAUUAUCAAGCUACCCCUGUGGUUCUUCAGUACUUAAAACCAGUUAACAAGACAUUUAUGGGAUCAGCAAUGGACAUAUUUCUACAAAUGUCUACGGACUCUCCAUUCCUGCAGCCCUUCCUGGAAACAUGUAGUAAUGAGAACUGGUUUAGGACAGUAGCCAUGGUGCUCCGAGCUCCCAGUCAGGACAGUAAACUGCUGGAAAAGCUUAGCAUCAUUCUACAGAAACUCUCAAAGUUUAGGUGCAACAGGAAAUACUUUGAUGUGUAUACUAUUGUGGGAAUUAUUCAGGAACUACUGCGCGGCUGUCCAACAGAUCAAGCCUUCCUGGGUCUCAAUCUCAAGUCCAUUCUUUUCAAUCUGACCUCAGGGGCUGCACAGUGAUUUCACAUAUCCAAGCAGCUCCGACCUUCACAUUCCGUCCUAUUGUUAGUACUUUUUGUGUUCACUAGUAGAUCAGUCAUAACUGACCACCAACAUUCAGUAUUUAUCUGGUACUCUCAACACAAGGCUGUGUGUAUCUUAUAAUUUGUAUCAAUAUAAUUAUCUGUGAUCUGAAUAUACAAUGUAUGUAGGAUAUUUCAAUGCACGAUUUUAUACCUAUAAUAUUGCAAAAGCUAGCUUUACCGAUAAAUAAUGAUCUUUGAUAUGUAGCGAGUUACCAAGACUGUCAGAAAUUUUAUAGAUGUAUACUCGUACUGUCAUGUUUUCUUAAUUUAGCUGCCAAAUUAAUCUGUGGGACACUUAAUAAACUUUUAAGAUUCUA